UUUGUGUACACAAGGAAAAAGAAGCCUAGCUGGCCAAUGCCAGGACCACGUCGAUUUCCGUGAAACCCCCUAUCAAUUACCACUACUGCUUCUUGAUUUCUGUAUAGCCCAUCACUCUGGUAACCAGGGAGUAAACAAACAGGUGGUUUGGUUACAGUCAUACGCAUGGGUGAGAGAAUGAGAAUAUUUAUUUAAUUUUAUUAGAGAAAUUAAUGUAGGAUGAAUUGGUUUUCUUGCUCUAUGGAUUACAUUCGAGUGAAGGAGAAGCAGCCUCAAAAUACUGAAAAUUUACAAGAAACAAACUUGGACAGACUCAGCUAUCUUUCAGCGGAGAUUUUAGACUUCAUCCUUGAGAAAUUACCGAUGAAGGAUGCAAUUAAGACAAGCAUCUUAUCGAAAGAGUGGAGAUAUAAUUGGUGUUCAGUUUCACAGCUAACAAUUGACUGGGAUGGUAGAAAAGGCAUAUGGUAUCUGAUUAGCUCAACUAUCAAUCAAUACCUACUUAACCACGAUGGGAACAUUGACAAGUUGAGUUUCAGAAGCAGAUAUAUCUACUCGGAUCGAACAUAUUUUUAUUGGAUUGACGUUCUAUCAAGGAAAGGUGUUAGGGAGUUGGUUUUUGAGAUGCAGUACAGUCUCUGUACUCUCACGUUGAUUUGUUCACUGUUUGCCUGUCAACAAUUGAAUCACUUGCAGCUCUUCAAUUGUGAAAUCAAGCUUCCUGAAAUGUUCCAAGGAUUCAAGUUUCUUGCCUCCCUCAACCUCCAUCCUGUUCGAAUAUCUCAAAAUGAUCUUGAAAGGGUAAUCCUUGACUGCGCUGCUCUUGAGAGAUUGACCCUGCUAAGCAUUCCUAAGUUGGGGCAUCUUAAAAUUCAUGCACCAAACCUUAAAUACCUCAAGUUUAGUUCCUCUUCAAAAAGUGGAUUCGGUCUUGAAAAUACUCCACGUUUUAAAAAUUUUUAG
Messenger RNA from Theobroma cacao (cacao), 963 nucleotides. NCBI's taxonomy places the organism in Eukaryota, Viridiplantae, Streptophyta, Magnoliopsida, Malvales, Malvaceae. The record is from RefSeq and is a predicted model, not a curated record.